CCGCCCCUUGUGCAGCAUCAUUGUGAAGUCAGUGAGUAGAAGAAGAAGAAGGAGGAGGAAAGCAGCAGUCAUGGAAGAAGACAAGGAAGUGGGAGAAGUUGUUAAGUACAGAGGAGUGAGGAGAAGGCCAUGGGGUAAAUUCGCAGCUGAGAUUCGCGACUCUACAAGACAUGGUGUGCGAGUUUGGUUGGGUACUUUUAGUACAGCUGAGGAGGCGGCUAGAGCUUAUGAUCAAGCUGCUUUUAGGAUGAGAGGUUCUCUUGCUGUUCUCAAUUUCCCAGAUGAAUAUCCUUCGUCCCAACCUCAUCGUUCAUCUGGGUCUUCUUCUUCAUCUUCAUCUUCAUUGCGUGAGAAUAGAGAGAAACAAAGGCAUGCUGGGAAGGAUGUUAUUGAAUUGGAGUGCUUGGAUGAUAAGCUGUUGGAUGAGCUUCUUGCUACUGAUGAGAAGAAGAACAAGAAAAAGUGAGAUUGUGGGUUUUCCCACCUGGGCUCUCUCUCUCUCUCUCUCUCUCUCUCUCUCUCUCUCUCUCUCUCUCCUUUCUUUCUUUCUUUCUUUCUUUCUUGUUUGGUUGGCUUGAAAGUUGGAAUUCAUCAUAAAGGAUGGUUGUUUGGUUUUGCUGAUCAUCAUCCUCUCAUGAUCAGGUGUUUUACUGUUGUAAAAUUGAGUUAUUGGAAUAUAUGAGCUUUUAUAGUCUAUACAUGGGUAUGCUUUUUUAAUGCA
Messenger RNA from Macadamia integrifolia, 721 nucleotides. Its product is annotated as ethylene-responsive transcription factor ERF098-like. Gene Ontology annotation, biological process: regulation of DNA-templated transcription; ethylene-activated signaling pathway. Gene Ontology annotation, molecular function: DNA-binding transcription factor activity; DNA binding. The record is from RefSeq and is a predicted model, not a curated record. Bases 71 to 466 code for a protein of 131 amino acids. The transcript has a single exon. Lineage: Eukaryota; Viridiplantae; Streptophyta; Magnoliopsida; Proteales; Proteaceae.